AUGCUUACAGACGAAGGACACGUUUCUUUAGUGGAAAUUUGUUUCCAACAUGUCUGCGAUAACUGUUCGUCGACUGAUAUGUCUAACUAAAUCCAUUGUAGUGUUUGUUCUAUCUUUGGAUGUCUAUCUUGAAGGUGUAGAUGGGUCUCCUGCGGAAGUACAACAACACCUGGAAAUGGGGAAGAAACUUUUAGCAGCAGGUCAACUCGCAGAUGCCCUGUCACACUACCAUGCUGCUGUAGAUGGAGAUCCCAAUAACUAUAUGACAUAUUUUCGUCGUGCAACAGUAUUUCUGGCUCUUGGGAAAUCCAAAUCUGCUCUUCCAGACCUUGAUAAAGUCAUACAGCUGAAACCAGACUUUACUGCUGCAAGAUCUCAACGAGGGAAUGUUUUAUUAAAGCAGGGAAAUCUACAGGAAGCCAAAGAGGACUUUGCUGUUGUAUUAUCUAAAGAUCCCACAAAUGAAGAGGCAAAUCUAAAUAUACAAAAAAUACAUCCUCUAGAGAAAAGUAUAGAAGAAGCAAAACAUUUCUUUCAUAUGAGGGAGUUCCAAGCAGCUAUAGACUUGUUGACACAGGCAGUUGAGGUAUGUCCCUGGGAUAUAGAGCUACGAGAGAUCAGAUCGGAGUGUUACAUGGCCCAAGGUGAUUACUUUAAGGCUGUUGGAGAUAUCCGGUCCACCACAAAACUCCGUAGCGACAACACACCAGCUUUUCUAAAACUUAGCCUCCUCUACUAUGACAUGGGGGAUGCAGAAAAUUCUCUUAUAAAUAUACGAGAAUGUUUGAAACUUGAUCCUGAUCACAAGGAGUGCUAUCCUCAUUAUAAAAAAGUAAAGAAGCUAGUGAAACAGCUUCAAAUGGCACAGGACCUGAGAAAUGAGAAACAGUAUGAAGAGUGUAUAGGAAAAGCACAUCAGAUACUCACAACAGAACCUACAGUGUCUGUGUACAUAAUGAAGGCCAAAUCUUUCUUAUGUCACUGUCACUCACGGGCUGGUCACAUCACAGAUGCCUUUGAUAUUUGUAACGAGAUUCUUCAGAUAGAGCCAGAAAACAUAGAAGCUGUUAUGGACCGAGCAGAAACCUACCUAGUCAAUGAACAGUUUGAUGAAGCUGUCAACGAUUUUCAGUUUGCUGUAAAUUUAGAUGGUGAUAAUCGACAAGCAAAAGAAGGAUUAGAAAAAGCUCAAAGAUUACUCAAACAGUCACAAAAAAGAGAUUAUUAUAAAAUUUUGGGUAUAAAACGAACUGCAAGAAAAAAGGAAAUUAUGAAAGCAUAUAAAAAAUUGGCCAAGAAAUGGCAUCCAGACCGAUAUAAGGGGGACGACAAAGCCAAAGCAGAGAAAAUGUUUGUAGAUAUAGCAGCAGCUAAAGAAGUCCUCACAGAUCCUGAAAAAAGGCAGCAAUUUGAUAAUGGUGAGGAUCCUUUGGACCCUGAACAACAACAACACGGUGGUGGGCAUCAGUGGCAACAGGGCUUCAAUCCUUUUGGAUCAGGGGGAGGUUUUAACUUUAAGUUCCACUUCAAUUGAUAUUGGUUCUUAUUUAGUAGAAAUUAUUUUCUUAAAAUCCAUAAUGCAUUGGUUUUUUUUUUUAUACUGAUAUUGAUGCUUGUAUGGGAAAUGUGUUCCAAUUUUUCAUUCCAGUGCAAACAUUUUCUGGAUAUUUUUAUCAGUGGUUGCCUUAUGAUAUCUGCAUCUGAAGAAACUUGUUGAUGGAGUAAUAUUUUUGUAUAAGAUCAUGAUUAUGUCAGUUUUGUACAAGAUUAUCUGAUAUUUUGGAUCUUUUGUUUUUAGGCCUUUUUGAGGUGAUAAAGUCAGGAAUUAUAGGUACUUUUCAGUCAAAAAAAGGUUGAAAUCAUAUGAUGUUGUAGUCAAACCAUAUUUCUAAUUAAAAUCCUGUGUAAUCUGAAGACCACCAUUAAUCAGACCAGCAUUUUGGUUUUAUGUCAUAUGUGUCCAAUCGAAAAAUACAUUUGAAAAAAUUUUGGCUAAUUACUUUGAGACAGAUAACAUCCUACAUUAUUACCUUUUCAGAAAUUUGUGAGUCCAUCCCUAUAAUUCAGGUCAGGCUUUUGAUGGAUUUGGACAAAUUUUUGCGUACUUUUCUAAUAAAAAGCAUAAACAAAAUUUAGUCAGGCCAAUCUUUGUUAAUGUGAUUAUUAUUGUUAUUUUUAACAAACAAAACCAGUUUACAAACCAAAGUUUAUGUUACAUUUCUUCACCUUUAAUUCCUCCAUGUUUAAGUCUGUUAAAAUUUUCAAUUUCCCAAAUUAAGUCAUAUUAAAGCAAAAUAAAAUUUCUUUUUAAAAGACAUUUUUUGUCACAAGCAUAGAUCUAAUGUCAGAUCGUUUGUGUAUUAAGAAUUUGAAACACAUUAAUGAGUCUAGAAUUAUUUACCAGUCAAUGUUGCAGAAAACAUAGCGUAUCUGUAAUAAAUUAUUGUUUAUGAGUGAAUUGUGAUACGGACGUCCGAUGAACGUUUAAAUGCGGUGAAUGAGUUUGAUAUAAAUGUAUAAGUGUACGUGUGUGUUUAUUAUGAGGAUUUAGAAUGAAUGUAAAUCAGUGAAACUGUGUUUGUCACAAUCCUUAGGUUAAUUUACUUGUCUUUACCUGCCUGACACAGCUACAGAGUUAUAACAGACAUCAAUCUAAAUUGGCUAUAGAUAUUAAUAUUACCUUGGUACAUUUAUCAAAAGAAUCACAGAUGUAUUGCUGUGUUGAAUUUUCUUGAUCUCAAGUCCAGUUUCUUUUUUAUUCCAGACUUGUUUUCUCUUAAAUCAAGACUCAAUACAUCAAUUGAUACCUGUAUUAAUGUGUUAUUCUGGACAUUUUAUUAUACAAACAAAACCUAUCCUGAAUUGUCUCCCUUGUAUGGUAAGAUCAGAGAGCGUUCUGUUUAUAUGAUGUAUAUGUCAUUGAAAAUUGUCACUUGGACAUAGUAAACAGAUAUUUUGAAGUAUGCUUAAAUUCAGUUUUCUUGAAAAUAUUUGCAGCAAUUUUUAUAAAAUGUUUAAUAAUUAUUAUAAGCAUUCAUAUUGAACAAUUAUAAGUUAUAUUGUAAGUUUUCAUUCAGUGUAGGAUCUUAAAAAAAUCUUCUACACUAGACUCAGUUAAAAAAAGGUCAUUAGAUAUCAAACAAUUGAAAUUGUGAUAUUGGUUAAACAUUUCAAUGUGAAAAACAACUGCAUCAGAAAUCAUUCAAUACAAAUACAGAUGAAGAUAUGGAUAAAUGUUACAUUAUUAUUUUAAAAGUUUAAGGUGAUAAUGUGAUAUCUCUAACACACAUUCAAAUUAGAGAUGUUGAAAGCUACUAAAUAAUAAAAUUUUGAAUAGAGUGCCGGUUGCUGACGAUGAUAUGAAGAAAGGAAUAGUUUGCUCAGGUUUCAUUAUUGCUGUAAACCAAUGGUAACUAGAGCAGGAAGUGGAAAUAGCAGCCUAGAAAAAAUAUAUUUAUGUUUACUAUGUUUUGUGAUGUUCAAGGUCAGUGCUGUAUGUAUCCUGUAAUAAGCCCAGUGAACAACAUAUGAUAUUUGAUUUAAGCCAGAGGGUUGGCAUAUUACAGGACAAUAAAUAACAUAUAAUAUUUGAUUUAAGCCAGAGGGUGGGCAUAUUACAGGACAAUAAAUAACAUAUAAUAUUUGAUUUAAGCCAGAGGGUGGGCAUAUUACAGGACAAUAAAUAACAUAUAAUAUUUGAUUUAAGCGAGAGGGUGGGCAUAUUACAGGACAAUAAAUAACAUAUAAUAUUUGAUUUAAGCCAGAGGGUUGGCAUAUUACAGGACAAUAAAUAACAUAUAAUAUUUGAUUUAAGCCAGAGGGUGGGCAUAUUACAGGACAAUA
Molecule: messenger RNA, 3843 nt
Organism: Ylistrum balloti
Lineage: Eukaryota; Metazoa; Mollusca; Bivalvia; Pectinida; Pectinidae
Product: dnaJ homolog subfamily C member 3-like
Exons: 11
Coding region: 50-1534 (494 amino acids)
Biological process (GO): protein folding in endoplasmic reticulum
Cellular component (GO): endoplasmic reticulum
Molecular function (GO): protein-folding chaperone binding; misfolded protein binding
Source: RefSeq, a predicted model, not a curated record